Coregonus sp. 'balchen' is the source of this 2205-nucleotide messenger RNA. NCBI's taxonomy places the organism in Eukaryota, Metazoa, Chordata, Actinopteri, Salmoniformes, Salmonidae. The record is from the annotation of a GenBank genome assembly.
AUGGUCUCCCCUGUACGCUGCACUCCUACCUAUGAUAAUGCACUCACUUCAUUGUGUAGUGCUUCUUUGAUUGGCUUGUCUCCGCCCGGCUCGAUGCAUGAUUGGGCGGCUGAUCCGCCACUCUUCCAAUGUUUUUUCUUUAAUUGAUUUCCGAUUGGCUGAACACUUUUUCUGCUGUCUGCAUUAUGUUUUGUGGUCCAUCUCUCAAAUGGUUUUUUGCCCCACUGCCAGCAAACAUUUUUAUCUGCUGCAAUAGUAGCUUAUCAUGUAGCAGGCCUCAGUCAGGCAAGUGUAGAGACAGCAUUUAAAGGAAAGAUUCACCCAUUUUGAAUGUUAUAUUGUUUUUGUGCAUCUCUGAGCGACGUUCUAUUGAUUCCCGGGAUAUUUCAUGUUUCAUGUGUAUCUGAGCUAUUGCCGUUCAAGCAUAACAUCGCUCAGAGAUGCACAAAAACGAUAUAACAUAAAAAAUGGGUGAAUCUUUCCUUUAAGUUAAUCUAUGUGCCGGGACUAUAACAGUGUAACUGCUAGAGCAUCCUGUCAACAGUUUACUGUACUGCAUGUGACAAUAUUAAUUAUGUGCAACUGUGUGUGCAGCAGUGCACACAAGCAUGUAACUAAUGAAAUCAUUUGUCCGACAGGCCGCCUCCUUACCGCUCACUGAAGGAGGCGGAGGAGGGGGAGGAGCCCAUCAGCGGCUCCUCCUACACGGCCCCGCCCAGCCCGGUGAUGGAGAAGUUUGCUGACAUCAACCUGCUGGGGGACAUGUUCAGCUGCUUGGACGAGCCCGAGGGACAGCAACUCAGCCUGGCCAAGAGUCUGGAGGACCUCCGCCCGCCCAAAGACCCCCAGGAGCAGCAGAAAUCCACCUACCAGGUACCAGAGGGCACGUGGCAUGUGGUGGCUACAAACCUGGAUCAAAUAUCUAUUUCAGGGGUCUGAAACUCCCGGUUUGCAUGCCAAAUAACGGCCCACGAGCCGGUUAAAAAAAUUGUUAGACUUCCGUCCAAUAUCUAUACUCAUGUUACGUUACACAGCACUUGAUAGUACUGGUUAUCAGCUGUUUUGUUCUCUUGUUUCUUCCCUUUGUAGCGGAUGGACCUGAGUGGCACCCUCCCAGGCCUCAAGCACUCCAACCCCUACAACAAGAUGUGGAGCAUGCAUGGGCAGGAUGAUAUGGCCGUGGCCGGCCGGGUGUCUCCGAACUGGAACCGACCCCUGUCCGUGCCCCCCCCUGACCUGGAAGAGCCACGGCCCCCUAGCCGAGAGAGCUUCGGUCCCGGGGUCCCCGAGCGGCCGGAUCCCUUCACCACCCCCAGCCAAGGGGAGUGCAUCACCAUCCCCCGCCCCCAGGGGAGGAAAACCCCAGAGCCAGGUAAGGUCUUGGGUGCGCCACCGGUUCCCCAGCCCCGGACCAAGCCGUGGGCGGGGGUGGUGGGGGAGGGUGUGACCACCACAGCAGGGGGGCAGGAGUUCCGGCAGGCCCUUGGGAUGGGGGGUGACCUGAUGCUGCAGCCCACCAAGAUGGACUUCAAUGAGGGGGAGGAUGUGGACCUGCUCAGCCUCCUGGACCCCCUGAACAACCCAGCCCAGACCACCACCACCCCAGCCUUGGCAGGGGAAGGAGCAGACUCCCGGUCCAGUGCCGCCCCUCCAUCCUCCAGGCCUGUUCUCCCUCCACGGCCCUACCCUCAGAGCCUGCCCCCCUUCCACCAACACAUGCCCCUGAACCCCUUCACCCCGCCCCUCGGCUACUCCACCCAUAGACACUACUCGCCCACAGUAGCGGGGAAUCCUUUUGGCGGCGGUGCCUACGGGCCUCCCGCCUCCACCUAUUUCCACGCCUCCCCCCAUGGUCACCCUCCUCACCCUCUCUCUAGAAUGCCGGGGCUCUACAGACUGUCGUCCCCCGUGGGGUCCACCCUCCCUCCUGGCAUGGGCUCCAUGCGGCCUGCCUUUCCCAAUCAUGGCGGUCCUCCCCCCACCACCUCAGGCAGCCACCACGCUCUCUCCAACCUGUUGGACUCCCCUUCGGCCCCCACCCCUAGCCCCGCCCCUAGGGUACUGCCAAAGCCUCCCAACACUGCAGAGGACUCCAUCGAGACUCAGGACCCCUUUGGAGACCUACUGGCCAUGGCCAAGCCGGCCGUUGCACCACCUAAAAAGAAGGUGGAGGACCUUCGGGGGAAGUGGGAGACUUUUGACUAA